AUGCCUCACGCAACCGACGAAACUGAAAAUUCUACCAAUGCUUCAUCUGGCCCACGCCGGAUUAUUCUUUGCUUUGAUGGCACCGGGAACCACUUUCAGGGCAAUGAGUCAGACACCAAUAUUGUGAAGAUCUACCAGAUGCUUGAUCGACACAAGGAAGGUCAAUUCCAUUAUUACCAACCGGGGAUUGGUACCUACAUCAAAGGUCAAGGUAACAGUGCGACACGCGGGAAGAUAUUGCCCAAAGUCAAGUCAAGUAUCAUCAAUACAGUCGACCAGGCAGUUGGUACCUCUUUCCAGCAGCAUGUUUUGGCGGGCUACCACUUCGUCAUGCGUUACUAUCAACCGGGAGACCACAUCUACAUUUUCGGUUUUUCUCGUGGCGCCUAUACGGCCCGGUUCCUCGCUGAGAUGAUACAUGAUCUUGGUCUCCUAUCGAAGGGAAACGAGGAAAUGGUCCAAUUUGCUUGGGAUACAUUCAGCGACUUCCAACAAUCUCGUGGCAAUGAUCCUCAGACUGAAAAGGAUGACAAGCUAAAGGCUUACAUGUUGAAUUUCAACAAGACUUUUGCCGGCCAAAUUGUGGGUCAAUUUGAAAUUCCGCUUUUCCGCAAAUCCUACAAGGUCAUUGCAAACCCACCAGCACGAUACAUCCGGCAUGCCGUGGCCAUCCAUGAGAGAAGGCUGAAGUUUAAGCCAGCUCUAUUCCACAUUGAUCCGAAUGGCCCACCUGUUGACCUUAAAGAGGUCUGGUUUGCCGGUAACCACUGCGACAUCGGCGGUGGUUAUGGACUCGAAAAGGGCCAAAAGCAUUUACUUUCCGACUCGGUAUUGAACUGGAUGCUUCAAGAGGUGCUCAACCUCGAGGGGUCGGAGAGUAAAUUGCAAUUCCAGACUCUGAAUGUGGACGACGUAUCGAAAGCUGAAAACGCAUUCCCCGGAAAGGAGGAACCUGGCACUGAUGCGUUCUCACUUCGGAGGAAGACCAAUCAACCCCAUGAUACCCUCCGAUUCGGUCAUGGUACCCCUUUCAUUAUGGUUCUACUUUGGUGGAUCCUUGAAAUCCUGCCAAUUUUCACCCGCCUUGAGCUGGAGAAUGGCAAAUGGAUCCCGCGUCGUCUGCCUCCAAACUUGGGAGCACCACGGGACUUGCCCAGUGAUGCUGUCAUCGAUCCAAGUGUCAAGGAGAUGAUUCAAGCGGGCAUUCUGGACAAGGAGUCUAUUCCUCCCAGAGGCGGAGACAACCCCAAUUUGCCCAACGUCGCGAACAUCACCUACACCUGGAGCAAACUGCGCAACAGACUAUCUAAUCAAGCGUCAAACGCCUCCAAAGACAGCGCUGCAGAUGACACCAAGAGUGCUCUCCGCAAUGCAAUGCCAGUUCCAGCCAAGACAACUCGCUGA
Penicillium daleae is the source of this 1404-nucleotide messenger RNA. Its product is annotated as T6SS phospholipase effector Tle1-like catalytic domain-containing protein. NCBI's taxonomy places the organism in Eukaryota, Fungi, Ascomycota, Eurotiomycetes, Eurotiales, Aspergillaceae. Bases 1 to 1404 code for a protein of 467 amino acids. The transcript is spliced from 4 exons. The record is from RefSeq and is a predicted model, not a curated record.